GAUAUUUAUGUUUGGAUAAUGGAUCGUCGUUAAUUCAAAUUGUGUUAUUGUUUAAAGUUUAUGUGCUUGUGAGUUAGGUACAUUUAUUAUAAAAGUAUAUUUUAUUCAUAAAAUCAAAUCUGAAUCCUUACUGUUGCGUGGUUUAUGAGUAGUCGUCUUAAAAAAUGCAUGCUACAGAAGAAUUCCUCGAUUUCGAUAAAUUAGAAGAAAAAUUGUAUGGAAUAUUUGAGACCAGUGUUUUAAAUUAUACACAGGAUAUACUAAAUGUAUUUGAUAAUCGUAGUAUUUUGCAAAAACCCAUAUACCGACAAAAUUCCGCAAAUACCUUAGAAGAAGAAUUAGAAAUACUACAUCGAUUAAACAAGAAUUUAAGAAAAGAAAUUGAUGAAAAUCUAGAUAAAUUAUCUCAAAAGCAAAAUGAAUACGAACGUUAUAAACAAGAUCAUAAACUUAUAACAAAUCAAAUCAAGGAAACCCAUGAAUCCUUAUUGAUGGCCCGAAGGUGCUAUAAAAAUUUCUUAAAUUUUUAUUACACUAUUGAAUCAAGACAGACUGAUGAACAAGUAAUAUUUAUACAGUUUUUCACUCAAACUAAAAGAGAUUCUGAGAAGUAUUCCAUAAGGCUAUUACGAAAUACACAGACAGGAAAAUAUUCAUUGCAAGAAAUUAACCCAUCACUGAAAAAUAACAAGUAUGCAGAAAAAAUUUUGGAACACACAAAUAAUGUGCCUGGAGUUUUGGCAUAUAUAAGACUAGGUUUUAUUUCCCUGAAAAAGAAUAAAAAAUAAUCUGGGUCAUGUUCUUGAGGAUCACAAAAAAGGAAAGUAAUGGUAUUCCAUUGAAGUGUUCUGUUUUCAGAUGAUAAACAACAUUAAAAUUAUUAUUAUUGUAGGCAUAUUAAUAACAAUUUUUGUAUAAUAUACUAAUUACUAAUACUGUAGUAAGUGUAAUUCAUGGACUUUAUAAUAAAAUUUUAUUUGUAACUUA
This is a messenger RNA of Pieris rapae (cabbage white), 987 nucleotides long. RefSeq lists its product as uncharacterized. The coding region runs from base 165 to 788 and encodes 207 amino acids. Lineage: Eukaryota; Metazoa; Arthropoda; Insecta; Lepidoptera; Pieridae. The record is from RefSeq and is a predicted model, not a curated record. The transcript is spliced from 4 exons.